UCAGGAAUCCCUCUUUCACAACUUCACGUCAUGUCCGUUACUCUUGAACUUCCUUUGGCUCUCCACAUUCUCGAAGGCUACCUUGCCGAGAACAAAUACGUUGAAUCGGCUGCUGCUGAUGCUGCCGUUGCCAAGGCCCUCGGCUCUGCUCCCUCUGCCGAGUUCCCCGCUGUUGGCAAGUGGUUCGCCGAAGUCAACAAGGAUGCUGCCCCCGCUGCCGCUGAGGACGAAGACGAUAUGGACCUUUUCGGCUCUGACGACGAAGAAGUUGAUGAGGAGGCCGAGAAGAUCAAGGCUCAGCGCCUCGCUGAAUACCAGGCCAAGAAGGCUGCUAAGCCCAAGCCUCUUGCCAAGACCACCGUCACCUUGGAUGUCAAGCCCUGGGAUGAUGAGACUGAUGUUGAUGAGAUGACCAAGGCUGUCCGUGAUAUCAAGAUGGACGGUUUGUUGUGGGGUGGUUUCCAGCACGUCCCCGUUGGCUAUGGUAUCAAGAAGCUCCAGAUCAACUGCGUUGUUGAGGAUGACAAGGUUGCCAUGGAUGACUUGACCGAUGCCAUCUGCGAGCUCGAGGACUACGUUCAGUCCGUCGAUGUUGCUGCCAUGCAGAAGAUCUAAGCAUGUACAAAUAUAACACUUUAAAACCAUCCUAAUCAUCAUCUUUUUUUUUGUCUUUGUUACAACAUAAAAAAUAAAGAAUUCUUCUCAAUCUUCACAUUAACUU
Messenger RNA from Zychaea mexicana, 721 nucleotides. RefSeq lists its product as uncharacterized. Gene Ontology annotation, cellular component: eukaryotic translation elongation factor 1 complex; cytosol. The coding region runs from base 31 to 615 and encodes 194 amino acids. Gene Ontology annotation, molecular function: guanyl-nucleotide exchange factor activity; translation elongation factor activity. The record is from RefSeq and is a predicted model, not a curated record. The transcript is spliced from 4 exons. NCBI's taxonomy places the organism in Eukaryota, Fungi, Mucoromycota, Mucoromycetes, Mucorales, Lichtheimiaceae. Gene Ontology annotation, biological process: translational elongation.